Erigeron canadensis is the source of this 1447-nucleotide messenger RNA. Its product is annotated as calcium/calmodulin-regulated receptor-like kinase 2. The record is from RefSeq and is a predicted model, not a curated record. Gene Ontology annotation, biological process: protein phosphorylation. The transcript is spliced from 7 exons. Lineage: Eukaryota; Viridiplantae; Streptophyta; Magnoliopsida; Asterales; Asteraceae. Bases 41 to 1312 code for a protein of 423 amino acids. Gene Ontology annotation, molecular function: ATP binding; protein kinase activity.
UGCAAAAUGUUGGUAUUGAUAAUGCAGAGAGAUCAAAAACAUGGUUCACAAAGUUGAUUUAGUAAUCUUUGCAGUCGCCGUGGGUCUGGCUGUUGGUAUCGUCAUAGCAACACUUGUAUUCCUUAUCAUACGGUGGUACAAAAGACUCUCUUGUCUUCGACGGUCUUCACAUAACAGCCCUCCAGGGGCACUACCUAUACACAAAAGUGAUGUAGACAGACGUGAUAUCUUGAGUGAUACCUUCAAAAACUCUGUUACAAUUAAACUGACAACUUAUCCGACCAAAUGUUCACCGCUUGCGACACUGUAUAAAAAUGAUAAAAUGCAACUGCCGUCUUCGCCUGGGCUACUGAAAUACUCUUACAAGGACGUCCAGAAGGCCACAAAAAACUUUACGACUAUAUUGGGAAAAGGAUCUUUCGGUCCUGUAUAUAAAGCUGUGAUGCCAGCUGGUGAGAUUAUUGCAGUGAAAACUCUCGCUUCCAAUUCCAAGCAAGGGGAGAAGGAAUUUCAAACUGAGGUGUCUCUUCUAGGAAGGUUGCAUCAUAGGAAUUUAGUGAAUUUAGUUGGGUAUAGUGUAGAUAAAAGGCAACGCAUGUUAAUAUAUGAAUACAUGAGGAACGGAAGCUUGGCAAGCUUUCUACAUAAUGAAGAGAAGCCCACCUUGAAUUGGGAAGAAAGGCUUCAAAUUGCUCUUGACAUAUCACAUGGGUUAGAGUAUCUUCAUGAUGGGGCAGUGCCGCCUGUCAUACAUAGAGAUUUAAAGUCUGCUAAUAUCUUGCUAGACCACUUAAUGAGAGCAAAGGUUGCUGAUUUUGGCCUGUCAAAAGAGGAGGUUUAUGAUGAUCGACAUUCGUGCGUUAAAGGCACAUAUGGCUAUAUAGAUCCUGUGUAUAUAUUGACAAACAAAUUCACCAAAAAGAGCGACAUCUACAGUUUUGGAGUUAUCCUAUUUGAACUCAUUACAGCCAUUCAUCCACAACAAAAUCUCAUUGAGUAUGUUAAUCUAGCAGCCAUGAGUUCAGACGGUGCAGAUGAAAUCCUUGACAAGAAACUGGCAGGAGAAUGUGAUCUCAAAGAAGUUAGGAUUCUAGCUAGAAUAGCUCACAGAUGCUUGCAUAAAACACCCAGAAAACGACCAGCAAUUGCAGAGGUUUCACAGGCUAUAACAAAGUUAAAGCGUCGGCAUUUGACCAGGGCUGAGAGUCAAAGCGCCAUGUCUUUUGGAGGUGAAGAGUUCUCAGGAGUCGUGGGUUGCAUAGAGGUGCAGCAAAAUCAUUUACUAAGAAUGGCCAGCAUCCAUGAAAGCUGAAAAGUAACAAAAUGAAGCAAGAAUAUCAUCUUGUUUCUUUUUGGCAUAUUUGCUGAUGCAUUUGACAUGUUGUUGGGAGUAUACAUUGUAUACACAUUAGUUGCAGAAUAAUCUACAUAGUAUCAUUUGGUUACA